AAUAGGAAAAAUUGAUACUCCCGACCAAAAUGGACAUUUCGAUUAAGCCGGUAUUUUCGUUCUCGCUUAGCUAUAAGGUGUUCGAGAAGUUGGUAACUUGCGGCAAGUACGAUGGCAUACAUUCGUGUCUGACCGUGGUGACCAACGCGGAUAAGAUACUGAUCCACACGCCACACAAACGGUACGGGCUGCAAAACUCGAAGCUGUCCAUAUCGGAGAUCAAGAAUGACAUCGCCAUGCUGAACAUGAACUUUCCCAUCCGGGCCAUUGUGGCCGGAAAGCUGAAGAAGGACGACGACCGGGACAUUCUGGUGAUUGGGAGUUCGUCGCAUUUUCUUGCAUACCAUGUCGAUGAAAACUACAAUCUAUUUCAACGUGAUUUUCCUGAAGGUGUUCGUUCUCUUCUUAUAGGGUCAUUUGGUGGGUAUCCUGGAAACACACUGAUCGUUGGAGGGAAUGCAAUAAUCAAAGGAUUUGAUUGCGAAGGGAAUGAAAUCCUGUGGCUGAUAACCGCUUGGGGUGUGAACUCACUUUUGCUGAUGGACAUUGAUAAGGAUGGUCAAAAUGAGCUCAUUGUAGGCACGGACGAUGGGUGCAUCAAAAUGUACAAAAGGGAUUCGCUGCUGCACGAGUUCACCGAGGGCAACGAGAUUCAAAACCUGAUGGCGGUCAGCCCGAGCCAGUUUAUGUUCAGCGUCAAAAAUGGCACAAUCGGCGUGUUCGACGAGAGCGUUCGAAUGUGGCGAAUAAAGUCGAAGACCAGGGUCACGGCGAUGGCCAUGUACGACAUACUGGGCUGCGAGGGCAAGCAGAUCAUUGUCGGGUGGAAGAGCGGGAAAAUCGACGUUCGGGACACCCAGAACGGCGAUGUGCUGUUCAAAAUGAAGCUGAACGACUUUGUGUGCGGGAUCACGUGCAACGACUACCGUGGGAUUGGAGUUCUGGAUCUGGUGGUCAUCACGGCCGAUGGUGAAAUUCGUGGAUACACUACACCAAGCGUGAAUCUCCUGAAUUUGCAUAAUGUUGCAGACGAAGAAAUGAACAGUCUUCUGUCGCAAAAGCAGAAACUCCUUUUAGAGCUAAAGCAUUACGAAAACAACAUCAAAUUCAACAAGGAAAUCCAAGCCAACAACGAUUCCCAGCUGGUUCAAAGUGUCCCGGACAAUGUGGGAGUGAUUCCGUCGAACACGCGACUUCAAAUCGGCAUAUCCACCAGCUACGAUAGCAACGAUAUGAACAUCGAUAUAACGGUGUCGACGAACAAUGCCACCACCAUCAGAGCGGUGUUGAUCUUUGCCGACCAACUGUUCAAGGAGGAAACUUUAAUCGCCCAUUUGACCAAGGAUGCCUCCAGGAUUUUGAUUCCAUUGAAAACGUUGAAGGACAACGCACAGGAUAUUCAUAUUAAGGCUUUCGUUGGAUAUCCGACGAGUGUGCAGUUUCACGUGUUCGAGCUUACUCGACAGCUGCCAAAGUUUGCCAUGUAUACCAUCCCGCAGAGUCUUACAGGAUCACCGAAGAGUAUUUCUUACAUCAACGGUCUAGCGGCAAAACACACUCCCGGUGACAGUUAUGUUGAAUUUCGCAUCACGGAGCGCUUGAAGCGAAUUUGCAUAUGGAUCAAUCAGAACUUCCUGCUUCCUUCGGACAUCGAGUACAUGACAUCAUCGGACACGGACGCAACCGAGCUGAAGCUGAACCUAAUCAGCCUGCGGACCGGCAAAAACGUGUGCCUACACUUUAACAAUGACGGCAAAACCCGUUUUUACACCGAAGACAUUGGUCUGGCCGGUGACCUCAUUCAGUCGUUGGUGCAGUUUCUCAACGUCGAAAAUAUGAAUUCCGUCGCUUGUUUCCCGGUGGUCUACGAAGAAAUCAAGGAGCUGUUCAGUAAGCUACAGGGCCUGCAAGAGACCGAGAAGCAGAUCAACUCGGAAAUCAUAGACAACGUGAAUCAGAUCAAGAGCCAUCUCAUAAGGGCGGAGGACGCCCGCUACUACAAUGGGGAUGACGUUAUCAAAUACCACAACGAGAUGAUGAACACGAACGAAGACCUGGUGAAAAACUACAAGAUCCGCUUGGUCAACACCAACGAAGUCCAGUUGGCACUCAAAAGCAUCCACAGCAUUCUGUACAGCGCAUCCAAGCUGAGAGUUGGAACGUUUGCCGCCUCAAUCAUCAGCAAGUUCAAAGAUGCCUUAAAAACGAACAACAUCGAAGCUGUGGUGAAAAUCAUCGAGCUGGGCGAGAUGUAGGUAGUAGGUUAUAUUGAUUCAUACGAAGCGUCGCUGUGCGGAGGUGGUCAAACCGGUGUGCUGGCUGAGCCUCUUAAUGGAGAGCGAGUGAGUAAACAGCGACUGAGUGCGGUGUUGUGACAUGGUACUUUAAACCUUUUAGAAUCGAUUACUUUUCUCUACAUGAGAAGUUUGUACGUGAUGAUAAGUAA
Molecule: messenger RNA, 2446 nt
Organism: Aedes albopictus (Asian tiger mosquito)
Lineage: Eukaryota; Metazoa; Arthropoda; Insecta; Diptera; Culicidae
Product: Bardet-Biedl syndrome 2 protein homolog
Exons: 11
Coding region: 30-2255 (741 amino acids)
Biological process (GO): non-motile cilium assembly
Cellular component (GO): membrane; BBSome; motile cilium
Molecular function (GO): protein binding
Source: RefSeq, a predicted model, not a curated record